Molecule: messenger RNA, 1053 nt
Organism: Heterostelium album PN500
Lineage: Eukaryota; Evosea; Eumycetozoa; Acytosteliales; Acytosteliaceae
Gene: grpA
Product: Golgi reassembly-stacking protein
Exons: 2
Coding region: 1-1053 (350 amino acids)
Biological process (GO): Golgi organization
Cellular component (GO): Golgi apparatus
Molecular function (GO): protein binding
Source: RefSeq, a predicted model, not a curated record
AUGGGAAAUGCACAAUCUGGUAAUGUUGGUGUAGGUGGACCAAACUCACAGAGUCAACAACUAAAUAUUGGAGGUGCACCUGUUUCAUCUGGUACAUCGUCGAAACCAGGUCAACAAGAUCUCUACAAUCGUACUGGUUAUCAUGUUCUACAGGUACAACCAAACUCACCGGCAUGCGGUAGACUCGUACCAUUCUUUGACUUUAUUGUCGCUGCCAACCAAGUAGUCUUUGACAAAGAAGACUCUAGAUUCUCUGACACCUUUAAGGAAAACAUUGAAAAAGAAGUUCAUCUAAUUGUUUAUAAUAUAAAAUCUGAUACAACAAGAGAACAAGUUAUUGUACCAAGUAAUACAUGGGGAGGUAAUGGUUUGGCGGGUAUAAGCAUUAGAUAUUGCUCUUGGUCAAAGACAUUGGAGAAUGUAUGGCAUAUUCUGGAUGUCUAUUUGAAUUCACCUGCACACGAAGCCGGUCUACAGACGAGAACCGACUAUAUCGUUGGUACACCAGACUUGAUCAUGAACGAACAAGAAGACUUCUUUACGCUGAUCAACAACAAUAUGUAUCGACCGAUUCAGUUGUAUAUCUACAGUUCGUUGUCAGAGCAAGUACGUCUCGUCACCAUUACACCCAACAAGAAUUGGGGUGGUAGCGGUAGCUUGGGUUGUGACAUCGGCUAUGGAUUACUCCAUCGCAUACCAACCAAACAACUUAUGACAUCACAAAUGAUAACACCCUCAAUAGAUCAAUUGAAACCUAUGAUAAAUCAACAGCAAACAUCACAACAACAAGAAUCACCAUAUAAAUCAACAACAACAAACUCUGCUAAUAGUAACAAUAGCAACAACAACACUCAAACAAACUAUAUAGAUAAUCCAGUUGAACCAAUAGACAAUACACCAAUUAAAUUAAACUUUGAUCAAUUAGAAAUUACAGAAAACAACAACAAUAAUAAUACAAAUAACAAUAGUAAUAAUAAUAAUAAUAUAAAUAACAAUAUCAAUCUUGAAGAUGAACUUAAUAAACAACAACUACAACAAAUACCACUGGAAUAA